Choloepus didactylus (southern two-toed sloth) is the source of this 11832-nucleotide messenger RNA. It is a transcript of the gene USP25, whose product is annotated as ubiquitin specific peptidase 25. Gene Ontology annotation, cellular component: cytosol; nucleus. The transcript has 26 exons. Gene Ontology annotation, molecular function: cysteine-type deubiquitinase activity; cysteine-type endopeptidase activity; protein binding. Bases 439 to 3813 code for a protein of 1124 amino acids. The record is from RefSeq and is a predicted model, not a curated record. NCBI's taxonomy places the organism in Eukaryota, Metazoa, Chordata, Mammalia, Pilosa, Megalonychidae. Gene Ontology annotation, biological process: protein deubiquitination; regulation of protein stability.
GAGGAGGGCAGCGCCAUUCCGGCCAGCUGUUUUCUCCGUCCCUCGCUCCCUUCCCCGCAGUGGCCCGCGAGCCGCCCGGCAGCCAGCGAACAAGCGCGCGAGAGCGUGACGCGGCCUGGCUUGCUCGCGCCUCUCGCGUCCCAGCAUCGCCGCCCGCCCAUGGCCCCGGCCGCCGCGGACGAGCCGCGCUGAGUCGGGCGGAGCAGAGAGGUGGGGCCGCCGCCGUGGCCCUCGCAGCCCGCGCCUCGCCGCCUGCCCCUGGUGCCCGCGCACGCCAGCCGCCGUCGCCUUCGCGCCUGGCUGGCGGGGGCGCUGUCCUCCCCGGUGGUCCGCUUAGCUCCCUGGAGCUCGGCUGAGCGCGGCAGCCAGGGCCAGCGGAGGCGCGAGGAGCCGGACGCCGCCGCCUGUGUCGCCGCUGUCGCCGCCGCCGUGGGGGCCAUGACCGUGGAGCAGAAUGUGCUGCAGCAGAGCGCGGCUCAGAAGCACCAACAGACAUUUUUGAAUCAACUGAGAGAAAUUACUGGGAUUAAUGACACCCAGAUACUACAGCAAGCCUUGAAGGAUAGUAAUGGAAACUUGGAAUUAGCUGUGGCUUUCCUUACUGCAAAAAAUGCCAAGACCCCUCAGCAGGAGGAGACAACUUACUAUCAAACAGCACUUCCUGGAAAUGAUCGAUAUAUCAGUGUGGGAAGCCAAGCAGAUACAAAUGUGAUUGAUCUCACUGGAGAUGAUAAAGAUGAUCUUCAGAGGGCAAUUGCCUUGAGUUUGGCGGAAUCAAACAGGGCAUUCAGGGAGACUGGAAUAACUGAUGAAGAGCAAGCCAUUAGCAGAGUUCUUGAAGCCAGCAUAGCAGAAAAUAAAGCAUGUUUGAAGAGGACACCUACCGAAGUUUGGAGGGAUUCUCGAAACCCUUAUGAUAGAAAAAGGCAGGACAAAGCUCCUGUUGGGCUGAAGAACGUUGGCAAUACUUGCUGGUUUAGUGCUGUUAUUCAGUCAUUAUUCAACCUUCUGGAAUUUAGAAGAUUAGUCCUGAAUUACAAGCCUCCAUUAAAUGCUCAAGAUUUACCCAGAAACCAAAAGGAACAUCGGAAUUUGCCUUUUAUGCAUGAGCUUCGGUAUCUAUUUGCACUUCUUGUUGGUACCAAAAGGAAAUAUGUUGAUCCAUCAAGAGCAGUUGAAAUUCUUAAGGAUGCUUUCAAAUCAAAUGACUCACAGCAGCAAGAUGUGAGUGAAUUUACACACAAAUUAUUAGAUUGGUUAGAAGAUGCCUUCCAAAUGAAAGCUGAAGAGGAGACGGAUGAAGAGAAGCCAAAGAACCCUAUGGUGGAGUUGUUCUAUGGACGAUUCCUAGCCGUAGGUGUGCUUGAAGGUAAGAAAUUUGAAAAUACUGAAAUGUUUGGUCAGUACCCUCUUCAGGUCAAUGGGUUCAAAGAUCUACAUGAGUGCCUAGAAGCUGCUAUGAUUGAAGGAGAAAUUGAGUCCUUACAUUCAGAGAAUUCAGGAAAGUCAGGCCAAGAGCAUUGGUUUACCGAACUACCACCUGUGCUAACGUUUGAAUUGUCAAGAUUUGAAUUUAAUCAGGCUUUGGGAAGACCAGAAAAAAUUCAUAACAAGUUAGAAUUUCCCCAGGUUUUAUAUCUGGACAGAUACAUGCACAGAAACAGAGAAAUAACAAGGAUUAAGAGGGAAGAGAUCAAGAGACUGAAAGAUUACCUCACAGUAUUGCAGCAAAGACUAGAGAGAUAUUUAAGCUAUGGUUCGGGUCCCAAACGAUUCCCCUUGGUAGAUGUUCUGCAGUAUGCAUUGGAAUUUGCCUCAAGCAAACCUGUUUGCACUUCUCCUGUUGAUGAUAUUGACGCUAGUUCCCCACCUAGUGGUUCCAUACCAUCACAGACAUUACCAAGCACAACAGAACAACAGGGAGCUCCUUCUUCAGAAUUUCCUAGCACAUCACCAGCAGCAAUUGCUGCUGUUUCAUCAAGAUCAGUAAUACACAAACCAUUCACUCAGUCCCGGAUACCUCCAGAUUUGCCCAUGCAUCCAGCACCAAGGCACAUAACUGAAGAAGAACUUUCUGUUCUAGAAAGCUGUUUACAUCGCUGGAGAACAGAAAUAGAAAAUGACACCAGAGAUUUGCAGGAAAGCAUAUCCAGAAUCCAUCGAACAAUUGAACUAAUGUACUCUGACAAAUCUAUGAUCCAAGUUCCUUAUCGCUUACAUGCCGUUUUAGUUCAUGAAGGCCAAGCUAAUGUAGGGCACUACUGGGCAUACAUUUUUGAUCAUCGUGAAAACAGGUGGAUGAAGUAUAAUGAUAUUUCUGUGACAAAAUCAUCAUGGGAAGAGCUAAUGAGGGACUCUUUUGGUGGUUAUAGAAAUGCCAGUGCCUAUUGUUUAAUGUACAUAAAUGAUAAGGCACAAUUUUUAAUACAAGAGGAGUUUAAUAAAGAGACUGGGCAGGCCCUUGCUGGAUUAGAAACAUUACCACCGGAUUUAAGAGAUUUUGUGGAGGAAGACAACCAGCGAUUUGAAAAAGAACUAGAAGAGUGGGAUGCACAGCUGGCCCAGAAAGCUUUGCAGGAAAAGCUUUUAUCAUCACAGAAACUGAGAGAGUCAGAGUCUUCUGUAAUAACAGCACAAGCAGGAGAACCAGAAUAUCUAGAGCAGCCAUCAAGAAGUGAUUUCUCAAAGCACUUGAAAGAAGAAACUAUUCGAAUAAUUACCAAGGCCUCACAUGAGCAUGAAGAUAAAAGUCCUGAAACAGUUUUGCAGUCGAAACAUGAAAAUGACACACGCCAACCACCUUCUAACCAGCAAGUUGUAGAGGUGGCCAUUCCCCACAUAGGGAAAUUUAUGAUUGAGUCAAAGGAGGGGGGUUAUGAUGAUGAGAUCAUGAUGACACCGAACAUGCAAGGUAUUAUCAUGGCAAUAGGUAAAUCCAGGAAUGUAUAUGACAGGUGUGGUCCUGAAGCAGGGUUCUUUAAGGCAAUUAAGUUGGAGUAUUCAAGGUUGGUUAAGUUGGCCCAAGAAGACACCCCACCAGAAACAGAUUAUCGUUUACACCAUGUAGUGGUCUACUUUAUCCAGAAUCAAGCACCAAAGAAAAUCAUUGAGAAAACAUUGCUAGAACAAUUUGGAGAUAGAAAUUUGAGUUUUGAUGAAAGGUGUCACAGUAUAAUGAAAGUUGCUCAAGCUAAACUUGAAAUGAUCAAACCUGAAGAAGUGAACCUGGAAGAAUAUGAGGAGUGGCACCAGGAUUAUAUGAAAUUCAGGGAAACAACCAUGUAUCUCAUAACUGGGCUAGAAAAUUUUCAAAGAGAAAGUUAUAUAGAUUCCUUGCUGUUCCUUAUCUGUGCUUAUCAGAAUAAUAAAGAACUCUUGUCCAAAGGCCCAUAUAGAGGACAUGAUGAAGAAUUGAUAUCACAUUAUAGAAGAGAAUGUUUACUGAAAUUAAAUGAGCAAGCUGCAGAACUCUUUGAAUCUGGAGAGGAUCGAGAAGUAAACAAUGGUCUGAUUAUCAUGAAUGAGUUCAUUGUCCCAUUUUUGCCCUUGUUGCUGGUGGAUGAGAUGGAAGAGAAGGAUAUACUUGCUGUGGAAGAUAUGAGAAAUCGAUGGUGUUCCUAUCUUGGGCAGGAAAUGGAAGCAAAUCUCCAAGAAAAGCUGACAGAUUUUCUGCCAAAACUGCUUGAUUGUUCUACGGAGAUUAAAGGUUUCCAUGAGCCACCAAAGUUACCAUCAUAUUCCACUCAUGAACUCUGUGAGCGAUUUGCCCGAAUCAUGUUGUCCCUCAGUCGAACUCCUGCUGAUGGAAGAUAAACUGCACACACUUUCGCUAAACACACUGUAUAAACUUUUUUUUAGUUCUUAACCCUUGCCUUCCUGUCACAGGGUUUGCUUGUUGCUGCUAUAGUUUUUAACUUUUUUUUUAUUUUAAUAACUGCAAAAUACAAAAUGACUAUAUAAACUUUAGCCAGACUGCAACAAUAAAGCUGAGAAUCGCAUGGCACUCAGACUUUGUUUUAACCAGAACUAAUGUAUAAUUACAAAUCUGAUUGAUUUUACCAUGGCAAAAUCAUGCUUUUGCCACCUCUCUGUUACAGUAUUAUUUUGCUUUUACCUUUUCUUUAUCUACAGCUUUUCAUUCAGUCUGGAUCCUUCCAUGACUGUAGCCAUUUAAGUGUUCAGCACUGUGUAUGACACAAUAUUUGGUAGCUUGUAAAUGAAAUUGAAGAAUAAAGUUUUAUUUAUGGCUACCUAUGUGUUUGUAAGCAGGUAUAUUGUAUGUUAGUGUAUUAUUUUAAUUAUAAUAUAUAAAUGGAUUUUGUCUGGGGAUUUAUUAAGAUUGAGUGAUGAAUAGAUUAACACAAGUAUUAAUUUUACUCUAAUAUUAGCACAUUAGAAUUUUACUAAGGAUUUGACAUUUAAAGGUAUUUUAAUAUUUUUGACUAAGUUGUUGAACUUAGAAUGGCACUCAAGCAUGUUUUGAAUUCAAAUCAGGUUUCCACUGAAUGAGUGACUGAUUUUUAAGUCAAACCACACUGAAACUUUUAACUUUUUCAUAGAUUAACAUAUUUUUUUAUAUAUUUGCAAUAAUAUACCAAGGUGAUUAUUUCAAGAGAAACCUGAAUAAAGUACUUGAAUAAGGGCUAUUUAAUUGUGAAACUUGUAAGAAAUAUGUAUAUGUAUUUAUACAUAAACACACACACACAUAUAUUCUUCAUAAUGGAGGACAAUGUUUUACAUUAUAUAGUCAUUCUAUUUUUGUAAAUUGUAUACCACUUUAAUUGAGAAUGUUCUCUACUAAUCAAUGCUGUGAAAUUACAUUGAUAUUGUUAAACAAGAAGUUGUGAAAAUCUUACCUGCUUUUAUUUACCUACUUUUUUUAAAAGGAAAAUCUGUAGAAUAUAUUUUGUAGAUGGAACUGCUGUUUAAAUUUAAUGAAAUAUUGUGAAUGAACUCAGUGCUUUUGAAGGUAAUCAUGUUAUCAACAACAUAUUUUUGAAUUUAUAAAAAUUUCUUUAUAAAUGAUACUUUGUUAGCAUAGUAAAAUAUAUCAUGAUACUAUGUGUAUGUUUAUUAUAGCGACGUCAAAACUAGUGCUCUUUAUAAGUUCCUCAUAAAAGAUCCUGCAAGGAGUAGGAAGAAGAAAAUGUUAAGCUAUUAUGUGAUGGUCUUUGUAAAGGUAUCAGCAUACUGAUAUGAUUUUAAUAGCAAGGAACUGGUACUAUGUCUGUUGGAAGAGUUAGACUUUUCAGAUUAUAGCUAUCAAAAUGUGUUUUGGUUUAGAUUUUCAGUUCUCUGCUGAGCAGAAUGAGUAUUCUUCAUUGGUUUCAAAUCCUGUCAGAAGUUCAGAUACUUCAUAUGUUUUAUCAAAGCUUUUGAAAAUAUUUUUGGUAUUUUAUGAUAUUCUACCAUAAUGUUAAAGUUGUGUUUAGGUGCAUGAUUGACCUCUGAAACAUGAAGUGCUUAAAAAAUAUGGAAAUUACUUUCAAAAUCGUGUUGAAAGGCACAUCCAGGGAAUCUUAUGCUAAAGGUAAGAAAUAUUAUUAUAUUUACUCUUUGUACUUUGAAACAAGUAGUAAUGAUUCUGAAUACUUAUUCAAAGAAGGAACCUUUUUCAAGACCUGGGGAUACAACUGUUUAUAUAUCAAUUAAGAUUUAGGUCAGUGAAAUUUCCUUAUAUUAUUCCCUGGAUUAAAUAUAAAUUGUAGCUAAUAAACCGUUGUUCACUGCAGGUUGCACUUUGAUUUAAAUGAUUCUCAUUUUGAUUUCUCUAGUAGUCGCUUCCCAAAAAGUAUUUUGAAAUAAUUCAAGGUAGAAUUUAAAGUGGAAGAAUUUAAGACUUAUAGGAACUUCUUAUAAAUACAGGGUUUAAGGAGACUAUAGCCAUGAGUCAAACUAUGAGACCCUUCUAAUACUGCACUAAAAUACAUUAAUGACCAUGCACUAAAUCAGUGAUUCUCAAAGUGUUGACCUUAGACCAGUAGAUUCUUCUUCACCUUGGAACAUAUUAGAAAUUCAAAUUCUUGAGCACCACCUCUGAUCUAUUGAUUCAGAAAAUCUGUAUUUUAACAAGUUGUCCAGGUGAUCUGAUAUUUGCUAAGGUCUGAGAACCACUACACUAAAUAAAACAAUCUAGCAUUUUUUGCAUCUUAAAUUGACACUAUAUAAUUUCCAUUCACUCAUAAUCCCUUCUUUGUUGGAAGCUUUUCUGUCUUUCCCUCACUGGCAGUUUCAAAGAAAUGGUUGAAAAUUCUUUUGCUUAGUUUUAUAUUAAUUAAUAAAAGGUGGAUUUUCUCCAUCUGUUUCUGGUUCUCCAGAAGUGCAGUAUCUUUCUGUUUUAUGAAUCAGAGUUGUUGACUCCUACUUCUGGUUUCUACUAUAAGCCCUUAAAGUUCAAUAACUUGGAUGCAUGGAAGGGUGCAUAGGAGUAUCCUUUUGUAAUUUUAUUGUGUAAGUUGACUUCACAUUAUUAAGUAGAUUAUAUAUCAUUUGUUGUGCCCAUAAUAACUUCAUGCAAAAAUGUGUUAUCAGCCCAGUUUAUAUGCCUCUUUUCCAGCAGGAGUAUGAUUGUUGCUGUCCUCCUGUUUUAGUUUCUCGGCUGCUAAAACAAAUACCAUACAGGGGGUUGGCAUAAACAAUGGGAAUUUAUUGGCUCACAGAUUCAAAGGCUAGAAAACUUGCUUCCUCCCAGGGUGGGUAUCUUCUGGCUGGCUGACAGUGUUGGGGUUCUUUAGCUUUUUCAUCACAUAGCAGUGCACAUGGUGUCAUCUCCUCCUUUCUCUUUUUGGGUCAGUAUACUUUCAGCUUCUGGCUGCUCCCUGUGGGUUUCUCUCUUUGGCCUUCUCUAUAAAGCUUCCAGUAAUAAAAUUAAGAUCCAUCCCGAUUCUUUUGGGCCACACCUUAACUGAAGUAACCUCAUCAGAAGGUCUUAUUUACAAAUAGGUACACAUGAACAGGACCAGGGACUAGAACUUGAACAUGACCUUUUGUAGAGAUAGGAUUCAAUCCCCAGUACCUCCCUGUAGCCUCAAGGUUGCAAUGCAAAAAUCCAUAGUUCUGCUCUUACAUCUGCUGUUUUCUUUUACUUUCACUUCAUUAUUAAAAUUAUAACAAUCCAAGUUAGAAAUUGCCUUCAAUGCAUUCAUCUAAAUCAAUUCAGAGUUUUCAUUAGACAGAAUUUUGUUGAAUGAACGAAAUAGUCUGUGUUGAGUUCUGGUCCUUAUUACUACUAUGUUUAUUUUAUCAUUUUCACUUAACAUUGUACCAGGAACAUGUUUCUAUUUUGCCACAUUUUUUGUUUUUAAAGAUCCCUCAAAGCACCAAUUCUCUAAUUUAUAUAGAGAGAAGUUUUAGUUUUACAGCAAAAUCAUGCAUAAAAUGCAGAGUUCCCCUGUACCACCCUAUUAUUAGCACUUUGUGUUAGUGUGGUACAUCUGUUACAAUCCAUGAAAGAACGUUUUUGUAAUUGUACUAUUAACUAUAAUACAUUGUUUACAAUAGGAUUUACUAUUUGCUACAGUGUUUUUAAUUCUUACCUCUUCCACUUCCUUCUUCCACCACCCCUCUUCACCCUCAGCCUGGUGGUACCACUGUUAGUGAUUAUGGCCACACCUUUUUCAAUGUUUGAGUAAUGUUAGGCAGCAUAUACACAUAAACAGUGGUAUUUUUAGUGGGGAGGAAAGUCACUGUUUUACAGAAAUGAAGUUAACAUCUAUUUUAUGCACUUUUCCUUUAAAAAAAAAAAAACAAACCUGUAAUUUCUAGCUCCCAGAAAAUUAUUUUCUAAUUAGCUUUAAUAGAAGUGACUUAUAAUAAUUAUAAAAUAAAUAAUAACACUCAAAAAUAAUAAUAAAAGUAAGUCAUGAUUAAGGGAACUAUAUACAAAAAAUGAAUAUAUACUUUGAACUAAAAUUUCAAAUAUCCUGAUUAUUCCAUUCACUGUUCUCCUCAGCGGCUAUUUCAAACCUUCUCUUCUAUCCUCAACCUCCUAUUUAAUGCCAACUCCAGUUACAACAGAUGAACUUUACUUUAUCAAGAAAAUAUGGGACAAGGGUAUGAUCCCCCUUUCAAUUUUGCAUGAUCCUCUUCACAACCUGGCACUUCCCUAGCCAUAAAUUUACAAUUUAUUAUUAGUUAGUGAGGCUAUAACAAGGAGAUAGACCUCACUGAUAACAUUAUGAAGAAAAGAUAAAUCAAGUCAGAUGUAGUAUUAAAUAUAUUAUAAAUUUAGUUAAAAAGACAUCCAUUAUUUUGGGGGCAUAAUUGCUUUUCUACAGAAGCUAUCAGAAAAACUUUUUCCCCCUUGUACUAGCCUAAAGUCUGUACUGUAUCACUGAGUCCUUUAGCACUUGAUCCUCUCACUAUUUUAAUAAUUUAGAGCUAAACCAGUUGUUCUCUCCCUGGUUGUGUGCAUCAAAAACAUAUGCAGAGCUUUUAAAAACAGGUGGCUAGGGCUUCUCUAGCAUCUGUAUUCUUAAAAGGCUUUUAAGGUGAGAACUGGUUUGAGAACACUUGAUCUAGAUAGGUGCUUCUCCAACAUUAAUUUAUCUGAGAAUCAUCUGUGGCCUUAACUUGAAAGACUGAGAUUGAGCAUAGCUAAAGUAGGCUAGAGGAGUUUGCUGUUUUCACUGUCAUGUUGCAUGAAAUGAUAGAGGGCUUAAAUUUACUUACGUACUGUAAGCAGUAGGGUUUCCCCACAUUGGCAUGUGCUCUGGCCAAAACUACAUUCAGAUGUUUUUCAGACCUUAUUGGACUGCUCUCUCUCUUCAGUGGUGAGUGGUUAAGUUGCACACUCUAAAUCAGAUUGCCUGGCUUCAGAUCCUGGCUCUGCCAUUUACUAUCUUUGUGUUGACCCAGAGUGAGCUGUUUAAUCUUUCUGUGCCUCAAUUUCCUUAUCUCUAAAAUGAUAACAAUAUAAACCACCUUAUAGUAUUGUUUUAAAGGUUAAGUAGGUUUCUAGAUAUAAAACAGAAAAUGUCUGCCGCAUAUUAAGUGUUCAGUAAUCAUCAGCUCUUUGUCACAGUUGAUUAUUUCUCCUGAUUUUCAGGAUCUGUGACUUCCUGUGACUUCUUUGGGUUACUCUCAUUCUUACCUGCCAUCUUGUUGUUUCCUUUUCUGCCCACUCCUUAAACAUCAGGGGUGCUCAAGAUAUUGUAUUUGGCUCUCUUCUCACUCUCUUUACCUUCCAUUGAUUAUUUUAUCAACUAGUUUGGCUUCCUGUACCACCUAUAUGCCUGUGGUUCACAAAUCAGUGUUUUUAACUAAAACUCCUCAAUGAGACACCCAUAUAUGUCCAAUUGCUUGUGCAAUUUACAUACUUGGAUGUUUCACAGGCACCUUACACUUAGCAUGUCUGAAACUGAAACCAUCACUUCUUCCCAAAUCUAACUCUGUUAUAUUCCCUUAGUGAAUGAUAUAAAAAUCCAGUAAAGAGUUGUUCUCAAUUCUACUUUAAUUUCCCGUUGAUUACCAAGUAUUGACAAGUCAAAUUUCUUAAUACCUCUCUCAUGUAUCCCCUCACUGCUACUGCCAUGGACUCUUUAAUUUGAACUAUGUAUUUGUUCUCUCUGUCUUUGACCUUUCUCCCUACAAUUCAUCUUUCACAUUGUUGGCAGAAGAAUCUUUCAAAGUGGUUUGAUGUGCAUGUCCAUCUUUCACUGAUGGACUGAACUCCUCUAGAAGGAGAUUGUUUCUCUCGUUUUUGUAAACCCAGCACCUGUUAACAUGUCUGACAGCAUAGUAGAUGGUGUGGUCUUAGAAGUUCUCUAGGCUUUCAGUCACCCCAGAUCUGCAUUGUCCAUUGCUGUAGGUACCAGCUACAUGUAGCUAUUUAAAUUUAAAUUUAAUAAAAAAAAUUCUGUUAGUCACACUAACUACAUUUCAAGUGCUCAUUGGCUUCGUGUGACUAUUGACUGCCAUAUUGGACAACACAUUUUAGAAUUUUUCUAUUAUUGCAGAAAGUUCUAUUGGACAAAACUGCCCCAGAUUCAUGCUUAGGACAGCCCACACUAGGUAUUUCAACAGAGGAAAUUUGAUAAUCAUUAGAGGGCAACCCAGAGACCCAACUGUAGGAAGCAACUAUUGUUAGGGCUGAAGAAACAAAAGGGAAAGGGUUGCAAUUACUAGAAUAGGUAAUUCGAGCUCCAAAGAGUGAUGCCCAUGGGGUUGGUGCUCAGACCUCUGAAGAAGUUUACCACUUAACUGCUCUUAUUAUUUCUGAGGGAUGCAAUGAAGAUAAUUCUGGAAGUUCUGUAAGUAGUUGAAGACUGGAAUCAACUAUUAUUAGGGUAACACUGAUAGGAAUAGCAAGCAAAGACAAAAAAAUUAAAUAUUUUUUCUCUUUCUGCCUUCCAGUAUCCUUCUAAUACAUUUUAAUGGCAGAACUAAUAGAAAGGUAGCUGUAAAGGAGUCAGUGUCCCAGCCCCAGUCACAAAGCAGAAGAUAGUGGAGUGGAAUAAGGAUUUGAGGAUAGUGGUGGAGGUAGAGCUGAGAGACAACAGGUAAAGAAACAACACACUAGUUUCUUCUAAAAAGACUACUUUUUGUCCAAAGAUGUUAAUCCCUAAAACUCCAAAUAUUCAGGUAGAGAUUAUUUCUGAGGACUCAAGAGUACGUGUACUAGUUUAAUUGCAAUCUUGUUCUUUUCUAUCAAAUGAAUCUUUUUAAGGGUGCUAUUUAAUUUUUUAAAAAGAUCAGCAAGGAAGAGGUGUAUGUAUUAUAUGAAUCCAUGUGUAUCCAUUCAUUAACGCAUUUAUUGCAUGCCUACCAUGUGCCACACAGUCUGUCAGGUGAUACAUCAUACACAACAUAAUAAACUUUAAUGAGGUGAAAGUAAUAAUCCACCCAAAACCAACUAUCCAGAGUUAGGCACUGUUAAUAUAUUUGUGUUGAUGCCUCCAGAGACCUUGGUAUAUACAUGAACACAGACAAACACAGACACACACACCCACACCCACAAAUAUAGAAAUGAUUUUAAAAUCUUAAAAAAUAUAAGUGUUAGAGAUAUUUCCAAGAAAGUGUGUGAAGAUCUACCUUGCCUGGGGCUUUGCAGUAUACGAUAAUGAGAGCGUACUAUAUUUUAUUUUGGACAUUCAAUAUAGGCAGCUAUGUUAUGUCUGUAUAUAUUAUUUUUGUGCAUUUUGUCUUUCAGACUAAUUUUUAGAAGUAUAAUUUCUGUCUGGAUCACUAGGAAUGCAGAUUUGAAAUUUUGAGUUUUGUGAAACUGCCCUCCACCAAAGCUGUUCCAAUUUACGCUUCGAUAAAUAGUGUAUGAGUGUGUUUCUUCAUAGAAUAUUUUCAGUCUUUAAUAAUUUUCAGUGAGAGCAAAAAUUUAUUUUCUUUACAUUUUAUUGAUUUUUAGUGAGAGCAAAUGUAUUUCAAUGUAUUAAUUGGUUGCUUGUAUUUCUUGCAUAAUUAGCUCUCUCCUUACGCCUGUAGCACUUUGUCUUUUUGGUGUUUACCUCUAUAAAUUUGUGGUAGUUCAUAUUGGGAAUCAUUUAUCCUUUAUUACACACAUUGCAAAUAUUUUUCCUUCUGUCAUUUAUUUUAAACUUGCUUAUAAUAUUAUUGCUUUAUGACUUUUUAUUUUUGUGUAAUCAAAUCUGUUGACCCUACUAUAUCAUUUCUGCCUUUGGUGUCAUGUUUAGAAAGAAUUUCCCCUCUCCAAAAUUAUAAAAUUACCCAUGUCUUCUGAUAUUUUUAUGAUUUUGUUUUUUAUGUAAUUCUUUAAUAAGUUGGAAAUUAUAUUAAGGGGUGAGGUAAAGAUUCAACAUUAUUCAUCAAGAUAAAUUCAGUUGUCUUAAUCCAUUUAUAAAAUAAUCCCUGAUCUAAAAU